AUGUCGGAGCAUGUGCCGGCGUCGCACCGCUCGCUGCUACUGCGUCUAGUAUGCGGAGGGGGCGCGGGCCGCUGCUGUGCCGCGCCGCUGCCCGCCCACGCUGUUAGAGUGGCGUGCUGCCAUGCAACGAUGCUGGAGUGGCGUGCUACCAGCACUGAUACGAGACCGGCGCUGCCGCUGAGGCUUUAUGACGAGACAGUGCAGCACGUGCACGUGGACUCUUGGACAUCUUGCGAGCGCGCGGCGGCGGCGGCGCUGGCGGCGGCCGGCGUCACGCAGCACGCCGCUGGCUGGACACUCACUUUGGAACAUAACGGACAGCUCACAGAAUGGGCAGGAUGCGAGUACGCCCUCGACGCGGUAGGCGAGAUAGAAACUUGGACCGCUCUGCCCAGCUCCCGCGGCGAGCCACUACGGGCGACGGCCACGCGCCACACGCCGCCCGCGCCUCCGCCGCGCGCCUCCUCCGUGGACGCCGAGCGAGCCACCCGGCCGCAGGUCCCACCACCAGAACCACCGAAAUCUCGUUCGCCCAGCAUCCAGCGUCUCCUUCAAGAAUCAAUUGACGAGGGACUAUCCGAAUACAACUGGAAGAUCGAACGCGACGAGGCCGCUUUGACUAAACACAACGAAUAUUCCAGAAAGGACAGCGAAUAUUCCAGAAAGGACAGUGAAUAUUCCAGAAAGGACAGCGAAUAUUCUAGAAAAGACAACGAAUAUUCUCGAAAGGACAACGAAUAUUCUAGAAAGGUCUCCCACGAUAUACUGUCCAGGGAGUCCGCAUUGAACGAACGAUACUUCGAGCAGAAUAAUGAUAAAGUCAGGAGUCGGUCGUUGGAUAAUUUGUUAGGGGACAACCCUGUGCCGCCGCCGAAUAAGUUGGCUGACUUGGGUCUUUCGCAGUCUCGACUGAACGAUCGGUACCAUUCAGUAGAGCGGCUUGGAGGUGCUCCAAGUGUGGCCAGCAGUAAGGGAGCCAUGGAAAUGGACUAUGGCACGGGGUCGCGCGUGGUUCCUUCGCGGUACAUCAAGUCGCAAUACGCCGGGAAACGCGCGCCGGCCGGCUCGCAGUCUAGUCGCGCUUAUAUAGAGAAGAGCUCUGAAUUUGGUGGUGUAAGAUCCUCAGCCAUGUCGGACACGUCCGAAGCCCCUUCGCUCGCCUCUCAUGUGCGACGCGUCCGCGUGCCGAGUCAAGCCUCUGACGUAGAUCAGUUCCUGGAUGACCUGUUCUCACCUGUCCUGGACCCAAACAUCGACGAACUCUCCGAUGCCAGAUCCCUAGCCGCCAGCAUCAAAGGAGGAAAAAACUACACUCAAUUCAUCGACCACAUACUCUCGUGUGACUACAACGAACAAAUCGAAACGCUAAACAACGCUAAUGAUCUAGAAAUCCUGAUCAAAGGCGGCGGAAAAGACGACAAAGAAAAAGACAAGACGAGUAGAAAACAAUCGAGUGUCGACUCUGUGGACGACUACAUAACAAACUUAUUCGACCCGAUCUUUAUGAACGACAGUCUGAAAAGAUUGACAGACGGUGAAGGCUUAUCUGAAGCCAUCAAAGGAGGUGGUGCGACGCCAAGAGCGGCGUCGGCCAAUACAUCUGCACUAAGCUUUGGAGCUUUAUCGAUUCCGUCCAUGCCAACCACGCCUGAAGCGUUAGCCGCAGCAAUGGGUCUUCACUUCCCUCCAUCUGGGACAGUAGAUAUGAAUGCGUAUCACCAAAAUCUACAAAGAGCAUUUCUGCAAAGUGCCAUGGCUCAGAACCUGCAAAUUCAGCAGCAGCUGCUCGCUCAGAAUCAAGCUUUACAAACACUUCUGGCUGGGCAAGUUGUUGAACCUUCCGAAUCGGAGCCUACGUCGCCCGUUCGGUCGUCGACAGUCGUGCACGCUCAAGUUCAUUCACCCCCGAGAAAUACUCCGAAAACAAGACGAGAAUCAAAUGAGAGCUCGUCGACAGGGGCGCCUCCCCCGCCGCCGCCGCCCAUGCCCCCACCGCUGCAUGACAUAGACCCGUCUGAAGUGCGGCCUUUCAUGGACCCCUACGGCCGGGCCAAAACCGUUCGCAUAGGCAAAUGGAGGUGGCCCCCGCCGAAGGACGCAGCGGGCCAGGACCCCAACCAAGACUUCACUAAAUUCAAAUUGCGUCAGAUUCAAAGGAGACACACUCCUCAAGCUCAAACUAAUGGCAUCGAACACCCUGACCCGCCGAGAGGUCGAUCCCGUUCAGAAGCAUCGCCAGGUAUCGAAUGGGAAGAAUUUGAGGUAGAUGGACGGGGACCAGUUUCUCCCAGCAGAGAACCGCCUAAUCAGAGAACGGCCCGUAGAAGCUUUGAAAUCGGAGCACAAAGACCCUCACCUGGAAGCGUGGGCAAAUUAAAGCUGAGCUCAGAAAUGAGACAGCGGUUGGAGCGCGUCACAGCAAACCAUUCUGUGCGUAGCUCGUCAUCGGCUGCGGAGACUCCUAGAACUGUUAACAAAUUGGAAGAUACUAGGAAGUUGAUGUUGGAACGUCAGUUAGGUGGAGGAAUGAGAUGGGACGCCCCACCACCUCCGUUACCGCCUGCACCCCCAGGCCCGGCUCCACCGCCCCCUAAAUCACCCCCUACUCCACCUGACAAACCAGCCCCUCCUCCGCCAAUACCAGACAGUUCGUCCUCAUUCGCCCAGCUUCGUCGAGACCGCGAUACGUUUGGAGUUCAUCAAAACAGAGAAGCAGACGAUCGUCACAAUUUCCUUGCUAACUGGAAUUCUCGAAGAAGAGAGGAUUCUGAACCGCCACGCGAUGAUUUAGCUACGCGUUUCUUGACAUCGGACCGUCGCGAACGACGUGUCAGAGAUGAUUGGGGUGACGAGUCCGAUAUUAGAAGUUACAACGAAGAUAGAGAGCGACAGCACGGUCGUGAUGAAUGGGACUCCGAGUCAGGGUUAGACGGCCCCAGUCGUCACGAUCGGGACAACUUCUCUGGGCGAGAUGCUUCAGAAAUCUACGAGAUACAUCCAGCCAGAGCUGAGAGGCGAAAGGAGGAAAAUGGAAUUGACGAGGGUUUUGACCGCAAGCGGUCGCCGUUUUAUGAUGAUUUCGAACGAUUUGAUGGGCGGAAGAACUCUCGUGAUAUGCUAGUCGGUCGUGUUCGUGAGAGUCCUCGAUCAGACGCGAUGUUUCCUCCAGACAACACUGAGUCGGCGAAGAGGACCGAGCGAGCGACGUUUAAAACUCACAUGCAACAAAAAGAGCGAGACAGGAAGAUGGAGGCCGAGAGAAGGCAUUCUGUGUCGACCCAUGUCACAGAUAAGACGGAACACAUUGAACGGGACGCGCCCGCGCCGCCAGUGCUGCUGCCCUCAGAGCGCGCGUUCGUGACGUACGCGCGCGUGCCGUGGAAGCUGCGCGUGCGCAAGGAACUGUUCACGCCGUUAGAGAACUACAACGACCCGGCUGUGUUAGACCUUUUGUACGCACAGAUAAUCCACGACAUAAACUCCACACUGCCAUCGCUUCGCAUCAGCGCGAGCGAGCGGCGAGCGGGCCAGGCUUGGCUUCGAUCCCAAGGCACUGCGCCCAUCCGAGCCCAGACUAAGCGCCAAGCUGUGGAGAUGGCUAGAAGCUGGCCUUUCUACUUCGCCAGGCUCUUCAGUGCGAGGGUCCCACCGGGAGAAAACGCUGUACUGGCUGUCUCCCAUAAUGCAGUUACGAUUGGAGUCAAAGGCCCGACCGGUCUCCAAACCCGCCGCUCGCUACCACUCAGCGGUCUCCGCGCCACAGCACCGGCGCCUGCAUCGUUACAGCUAGUGAGCGCGCGCGAGGCCCCGCUGACGUUGCACGUGCCGCUCGCUCAUCACGCGCACGCGCUCAUCGCAGAGUUCGCGCUUCAGCACGCCCAGAUUCAACCAAAACCGACGACAAAUGGUGUUGCAAAGGAAAGAAUACCCGAACGCGAAAGCAGAGAAUCGCGCGAAUCGCGAGAGACGCGCGACUCACGAGAAACGCGCGACUCACGAGAAAUACGCGAGAGCAGGGAAUCGCGCGAUUCCCGCGACGAGUCAGAAAUUAUCGAGAGGCGGCAAGCCUCAUCGCCGAUACCCCGCGAGAGAGACAGAGACCGGGAGAGGGAACGGGAUAGAGAGAGGGAAAGAGAGAUAAGAGAAGAGAGGAGAGACCAGUCGACACCACAGCAUGAUGGCAGACAUCCGUUGUUGCAGUUUGCCGUCGACCAUUUCCGACAGAGUCCAGAACUAGAAAUCCUAAAAGCCGAUUCCUCGCUAAAGAGCAAAGCGAAGCGCAACGAGUGGACAUGGAAGGCGCAGACCGACGUGGUCAAAUGGCAGGCGACGCCGCUGCGCGCGCCGUUACUGCGCCUGCCGCCUGCGCUCGCGCCGCCCGCGCUGGAAUGUUUCACGUGCGUGCGAGCGUACUGCGGAGACCUCACGCCGCCUGAGCGACCGAUGCACCAGGACUUGACUGAAGUGAAAUGCGUCUAUACUGUGCUGAUGCAUUGCCACUCUGUACCAGAGCUGCGCGACGAGGUGUACUGCCAGCUGAUGAAGCAAACCACCUCCAACCGCUCGGCCGCGCCCGACUCGUGCCAGCGUGCCUGGCGGCUCAUGUCCAUACUAGCGGCCUACUUCACGUGCUCGGACACGCUCAGGCCGUUCCUAGUGGAGUAUUUGUCAGCGGCAGCGGCAGACCGGCGGCGACCGUGCCAAGGCACAGCAGCCGUGUGUCUCGCCAACCUGCGCAAGACCCUGCGCUGUGGCGGCAGGAAGAACGUGCCCAGUGUAGAAGAGGUGACAGCGGUAUCAGCGGGACGGUCAGCGCGACGCCAGCUGUACAGACUGCCGGGCGGCGCCGAGCGAGUCGUCAACACGCGCUGCGCCACCGUCGUGCAGGACAUCGUCAACGAGCUGUGCGAGCUGAUCGGCGUAACCAGCGAAGCGGAGCGCGCGGAGUUCUCGCUAUACUGCAUAGUGGCCGGCGACGCGCUCACCAUGCCCCUCGCCGGCGACGAGUACGUGCUCGACGUCACCACCGAGUUACAGCGAGCGCACCACCCCUUCUACCUCAUCUUCUGCCGCUCAGUGUGGCACCAUCCGCUACGGACUGACGCGCCACCGCUGUACACAGAAGUUCUGUUCAAUCAGGUGGCCCCAGACUACUUAGAAGGCUUACUACUAGUACUACCCAACGGCGGUGCGCCGCCCGCGCCCGCAUUACGAGACGCUGCCCUAGUAGCAGCACUACUACACCGCGCCGCCGCGUUGCCCGACGCGCCUCACGCUCGUGACCUCAAGUUCCUGCUACCGAAGCCUCUGCUAGCGCUGCGGGAGCCUAGAGCGCACGCCUGGCACAACUGGGUUGCGGCUGAGUGGCCGCACGCUCGUGCGCUUUCGCCGGCCGCUGCUAAAGCUAAAGUGCUACAGGUCCUAUCCCGCUGGGCGCUAUUCGGGUCGUCGUUCUUCGCGGUGCGUCGCGUGGGCGGCGCGGGCGCGGCCGACUGGCGCGAGCACGUGCUGGCGCUCAACCGGCGCGGCGUGCACCUGCUGCACACGCACACGCACGAGACAGACACGCACUGGCCCUACGCAGAGCUCAUCUCCACCAGGAAGGUGCGGUCGGAGGACGGCACGCUAUUCCUGGACGUGAAGUGCGGCUCGCUGCUGCAGCAGCGCGUGACGCGGCUACAGGCGGAGCAGGCGCACGAGAUCGCGCGCCUCGUGCGCCAGUACGUGGCGCUGCAGCGCGACCAGCGCCACGACAGCGCCGGGUUCAGCUCCUAAGGUGACGCAGUCUUAGCUCAUAAGAUGUGCAGUGUAUAUUUCUGGAUCAGCUGUUUGCAGAGCGUUCGUGUACCUCAUCCAUAUCAACAGAUUCCGUCCGAUCGUUGGUCUCAAGCAAGCGCUACUCGACUACAAUAAAGAGCUUAUAUGACGUCAUGAUGCGAGACUGCCGCCCUUGUCUAAUCUGGGCCGAACGAAAGAGACAGUAGCUCUCAUGACUGUGUCGAGUAUAAACGGUAUAUUAUUGUAUUAGCAUGUAAACCAGAUUGAAAUGAGAAUAGGAUUUGCUAGGGCUCAAAUAAAUGCGUUCAUUCAAUGCAUGCAAUACAAAUAAAUCUUCUAUUUUCAUUUUAGUCAUCAUUAUUGUUUACUUUAUUCUACAUUAUGAAGGAUUAUGUUAUUUCAUUUAAUAGUUUAGGUUUAGCGUCAUUCUAAACAUUCCAAAACUGUAACCAUCGAACAUGAUAUUAUUUUUAUCAAUAUUUUAGUAAUUAUAUUUGGCAUAAUAUUAUCAAAAUUCAAUGCAAUUGUUAAUCAUCUAAGUACAUAUAUUUUUAUAUAACUUUUAUAAGAAUAAGAAUUCAUAAACCUGGAAUAUAUUAAUAGGUAUAAUCACCAUCAAAGUUGUAUGAAUCUCUGUUGUUUUAAACUGAUAUUAUUUCUACAGAUGCAAGUUUAAAUAAUUUGUUGUAUACAAAACAUAUUGAACUUUAAAAACAAAAUCGAAUGACAAAAUCUUACGAAUCUACUUUUAACAUAUUUUUAUAUCAUUUACCUAACAUAAAAUCUGCAUUAAAACAAAUAGUCGCAAUAAUUCCCAAAUCCAACACAACCGUUAGGUAACUUCAAUCAUUAAACAAGUUCUACUAAAGAUUAAUUGAUAAUGAACACGUUUAUAGGUACAGUACAUUAUUUUAGUGUUUAUUAUUGUAAUUAUGUAGAUGAGACGAUACAUUUUGUCGUGAAUGGAAUUCGUAUUAUGAUUAUUGAAUAGUAUUGUUAAUUUCUAUCGACAAAAUAUACAAGUCUUCGGUUACGACUUAAAAUAUAGUUUACUCCGUGCCUUAUCAAUGUGACUGUCUUCCUCGAGUUAAACAAAAGGUGCUAUUUAUAAUAAUUGAAGUCUAUUUCGUACUUAAGGGAAUUGUUUCGAUGCACGUUUAUUACCUUGUAUGAAAUUAUCCAAAGACCGGCAAGGUCGCAGUCAUGUUUAUUUUAAAGUUUGUCAUGUAAUAUAUUUAAAAAUAUUCGAUGUACGAGAAUUAUAUUGUAGAUACCAAUAAAAGUUUUAUUUUGAAA
Molecule: messenger RNA, 7074 nt
Organism: Ostrinia nubilalis (European corn borer)
Lineage: Eukaryota; Metazoa; Arthropoda; Insecta; Lepidoptera; Crambidae
Exons: 19
Coding region: 1-5775 (1924 amino acids)
Cellular component (GO): cytoskeleton
Source: RefSeq, a predicted model, not a curated record